GCGGGUAACUCCUUGUGGCGGGUAACUGGGGCUCUCCUUUCCCCACCUGUCAGUGCUGCGCGGGGCGCGGGACCUGCCCGCCGUCCGAGCCGGCGGUGGCGGUUGCAACGGCCCCGUCUGCCAGAGGCGCUGAGGAGAGGAGAGUUCCAAUUAGGUUUUAUUUGCAGUACUAGCUCUUCAAGAGUUUCAGAGUGCAGACUGUCCUUCGUUUGGCCUUCAUCAUGAUUGGAUUACAUGAAGAGAAAUUUUAAUGGAACAGCAGAUUGAAUGAAUGCUUGCCUUCAUAUUAAGUGCUCAUGGGUAAGAGAAAGGAAGAAAGUAUUUCAAAGCCUGGCUCCCAUAAAAGGCAGAGACAAGAACACAGAGAUGAAAACAGCGAUGAAUCUAAUGAAGAGGAAAGUCUGCAGUCAUCAGCUGAUAGUAGUUUCUCUUCGCUGUCAACUGAAGGGGAAGUUGGCAUAAUUGAAGGUAUUCAGCUGAAGAACUUCAUGUGCCAUUCAAUGUUGGGGCCUUUCCAGUUUGGAUCAAAUCUCAAUUUUGUUGUUGGAAACAAUGGAAGUGGAAAAAGUUCUGUAUUAACUGCUCUUAUUGUUGGACUUGGUGGAAAAGCCACUGCAACUAAUAGAGGUUCCUCGUUAAAAAUGUUUGUACGAGAUGGGGAGACUUCUGCAGAUAUUUCUAUAACCUUGCGAAACCAAGGUAGAGAUGCGUUUAAGCCAGAAGUGUAUGGUAGCUCUAUUAUUGUGAAUCAGCACAUUAAUCUGGAUGGAAGCAGAAAUUACAGACUGAAGAGCAAAUCUGGGACCUUAAUUUCAUCAAAGAAAGAGGAACUCAUAGGAAUACUGGAUCACUUUAAUAUACAGGUAGAUAAUCCUGUGUCUGUUUUAACCCAAGAGAUGAGUAAGCACUUUUUACAAUCUAAAAAUGAAGGUGAUAAAUAUAAGUUUUUUAUGAAAGCAACUCAGUUGGAACAAAUGAAAGAAGAUUAUUCAUCUAUUAUGAAAACUAAAGAAAAUACAUGUAUUCAGAUAGAACAAGGUGUAGAGCGUCUUCAAGAACUUAAGGAGCUUUAUUGUAGAAAAAAGGAACAUUACAAAAGUAUUGGGUUUGUGAAUGAAAUGCGAAAUCAUCUUGAAGAUUUGAAACAUAAAAUGGCAUGGGCAGUGGUGGGUGAGAUGGAAAAAGAAAUUCAGCCAAUCAAAGAAUUCAUCAUUGCUGAAGAAGAAAAUACGAAGAAGUUUGUUCAGAAGCUAGAAGAAUGCCAGGUGAAAGUCAACGAAGCAGAAGAAAAGUACAAAGCAAUACAAGACAAGUUAAUAAGGAUAAACGAAGAAGCACAAGCCCUGCAUCCUCAGUGUACUUCUUUGAAGGCUGAUGUGCAGGCAAGAAGAAAAGCAGUCAAUGAAACUGAGGUAGUUUAUAAUCGUUUCAAAACAGAGUUGAAACGUCUGGAAAAAGAUGAUGAACAGUUACAUAAACGAAUUGAAGAACUGAAAAGCAGUGCUAAUCACAUUUCAGAGCCUGAAAAAUUGGAAAGACAAAGGAAAAUCGCACGCUUAAGGGAACAGUUAAAGGUGUUCCAUGAUGAAGAAAUAAUGAUUGGUCAACAGAUGGAUCAGUUUCAGCAGGCUAUAUAUAAGUGUAAGGAAGAGCAGGCUAGACUUACGAAAGAAAGCUGUGAUGUGAGACAAGCACUGGAUGCCAAGCAGAAACAGCUGAGAGAGCUGAAAGAUAGUAAAACAAAUACCUUUAGAAGAUUUGGAUCAUAUAUUCCAGCAUUUCUUGAAGAAGUUGAAAGAGCCUAUAAGCAAGGGCGCUUUCAACAUAAGCCUAUUGGACCUUUAGGUGCUUUCAUUCAUCUAAAAGAUGCUGAGCUGACCUUGGCUGUUGAAUGUUGUUUAAAGAGCCUAGUUCAGGCAUUUUGCUGUGACAAUCACAAUGAUGAAAAAACUCUUCAGCAGCUUAUGCAAAAAUAUUAUCCACGUGAUUUUAGACCUCAAAUAAUUGUGAAUAAAUUUCAGAAUACAGUUUAUGAUGUUAGGCACAGGGGAGUCCAUCAUCCAGAAUUCCCAUCAGUUCUCACAGCACUGGAUAUAGAUCAUGCUGUGGUUGCCAAUUGUUUGAUCGAUGUGAGGGGUAUAGAAACAAUCCUGCUGAUUAAAAGUAGCCGUAAAGCUCGUGAAGUGAUGCAGUUUAAUCGGCCCCCAAAAAACUGUAAAGAAGCUUUCACUGCUGAAGGUGAUCAAGUGUUUGAAAGACGGUAUUACUCUUCUGCUUACGUCAGACCUAAGUUCUUAAGCAAAGAUGUUGAAGCAGAAAUAAGUCAUUUGGAGAAAGAGAUUGAAAGCAAAAAGGCACAUUUGACUGCAUCUCAGCAACAUUUAUAUUCCGUUCAAAAUGAGAUUAGGCAGAAUGAAGAUCAUCUUCAAGGUCAUCGACGGCACCAAAAAAACCUACAGAUAAAAGUAAGAACAACAAAUGCAGAAAUAGCAGAUCUUGAAAAUAUGGAAGAACACCAGGCAGUGGACAUUCGUACAUUAGAAGAUGAAGCUAAAGAAAAUAAGUGUAAGAUGGAAUCUGUAAAAACAGACAUGCAGCAACUCAGCAGAAAAAUGGAAGAACUGAAAAAUAUUCGCCAGGUAGCUGAAAAAAAAUUUGAAGAAAUGAAAGAAAAAAUUCAUCAAGUAGAAGAAAUUGCAGGUCCAAUUAAGGAGGAAUUAAACCAAGCUGACACAGAACUGGAGACUAGUAAACGCCGUUUGCAGCACUAUGAAGAAAAACAGAAGGAACACUUGGCUUGCGUAAAAAGACAUAAAGAAUUACUAGCUGUCAAAGAAAAACAAUUAGAGGAAAAAAUGGCACAAGCUAGGCAAAUCUACUCGGAGCGCCUAGAGGUCAGCAGAACUGUUAAGAGUCUUGAUGCAGAAAUGAAUCGCUUGAGAGAGACGAUAAAUACAGAAAGUAAUCGCUAUGGAAACAGAGAAGAAAUAAUACAGCAAUUUCAUGAUGCAAAGGAAAGAUAUAUGGAUGCAAACAGUAAAGUAAAGAAUUUAAAGAAAUUUAUUAGGCUGCUGGAAGAAAUAAUGACACAGAGAUUCAAAAUAUAUCGGCAGUUCUUAAGGCUCCUUUCUUUACGAUGCAAACUCUACUUUGAACAUUUAUUACGUAUUCGAGCUUGCUCUGGAAAAAUACUUUUUGAUCACAAGAAUGAGACACUUUCAAUAACAGUUCAGCCUCGAGAGAAAGACAAAGGUACCCUUAAUGACGUGCGAUCCUUAUCAGGAGGUGAACGUUCCUUCUCAACAGUUUGUUUCAUUCUUUCUCUGUGGUCCAUUACCGAAUCUCCUUUCAGAUGCUUGGAUGAAUUUGAUGUCUACAUGGACAUGGUUAACAGAAGAAUUGCAAUGGAUAUGAUUCUUAAGGUGGCUAGCACACAGCGCCAUCGACAGUUCAUUUUGUUCACCCCACAAAGCAUGAGUUCUCUGCCUACGAGUUCCUGUAUUCGAAUCCUCCGAAUGCAAGAUCCUGAAAGAGGCCAAAGAACCCUGAAUUUCAAAAAUAGGAAUGACAAAGAGGAAGAUCAAUAAGUAUUUCUCUGUAUGAAUAUGGCAUAUUAAUGAGGAUAAAUGUAUAAUGAUGUGUAUAAAGUUACUAUUUCCUGAUGCUGAAAAGGGGAUCUUUUAUUAGAUAUUCUUGGGAAAAGAAGAGGUUCCAGGUUUUUUUUAAUUACAAUUUUUUUUAAAGAUUUACUGUGUGUGUACAGAGCAAUAUAAGCACAGUUUCUAUGAUGAGAAAAUCCUAAAUGCUCAGUUGAUAUUUUUAACUACCUGCUAGUAUACUGACUUUUUUAAUCAGUUGUUCUGUUUUGUCUUCUGGAAAAGACGAAAUGUAUUUUAUAUAACUAUGGAGUAAUAUUUUAAUAAACAGCGAGAACUGAUCCUUGUGGUAAUGUUGUAGCGUCUUUACGCUCUUAAAAUUAGCAUUAAGUUAAAAAUGUUUCUUUCUAGCUCUGUUUCUUAAACGUGUGUUAAUAAAUACAUGAAGUAAAACAUGUUUCUUUUUUUUUCCAGUGGAACCACAGAAGCUGACCAUGUUAGCAUUUAUAGUGUAUAUUUUCAUAAUUUGAGAAGUGAAAACUUAUUUGCAGUAUAUUCUCUGGGCAGGAAGCAAGUGCUUUUAUUUCCUCCUAAAGAAUUUGUAGGGAAGAGCUUGAGUUUCUUUGAACAUGGGCUUACGAAACCUAGGAAUCUCUGGCUUUAUAAACUAUAAAUUUUUUUAACCCAGAUAAACUUCAUUCUUGAACAGCUCGUGUUUGCAAGUAUAUACGAAGACUGUAGAUAUUAAUUAUAACAAAAGGACAGAAGUCAUUCCAAAAUAGAGGAAUUAAGUGGAAUAAGAAUUUGGGGAAAUAAUACAGUAACUCUUAUAUAGCAUUGUAUAGGUCUGCGUUUUGUUGGGUGUCCCCACCUGUAGUGGAGCAGUUAAAUUAAACUUGCUUUAUUUAAAUAAUACAAGCAUUUUUGGGGGAUUAGAGGGAAAAGGAACCAUCAGAUUUUUCAAACUGCUCCAAAUUAACCUUUUUUGUUUUCUUCUCCUUUCUCCAGGAACUUGAAUUUGUUGGGAGCUCUUCAAAAACAAUCACUUUUUAGAGUUUAGCCAUCAGAAAUACAUUUUUCUUUUUGACAUUAUGGGGAUACAAAAACCAGAGACUAUACAGAGAACAGUUCUGCACUUUCUACAGUUAUUUCCUAAACAGCAAUUCUUCAAUAAAACCUCAUUGCAGUAUAAUUUUUAA
Messenger RNA from Melopsittacus undulatus (budgerigar), 4795 nucleotides. RefSeq names its product structural maintenance of chromosomes 6 (gene SMC6). The transcript is spliced from 29 exons. Gene Ontology annotation, molecular function: damaged DNA binding; single-stranded DNA binding. Gene Ontology annotation, biological process: double-strand break repair via homologous recombination. Bases 297 to 3587 code for a protein of 1096 amino acids. Gene Ontology annotation, cellular component: Smc5-Smc6 complex; site of double-strand break; nucleus. The record is from RefSeq and is a predicted model, not a curated record. Lineage: Eukaryota; Metazoa; Chordata; Aves; Psittaciformes; Psittaculidae.